GAUAUGUGUUAUGCUUCAUCUCAAAUAAUAAAUACUGUCAACAAACGCUGCAAAAAAAGUGAAAAAAAUGCAAAUAAUUGAAAAGUAAUGUUGUUGCUCUAACAAAAAUAUUUUUGUGUGUCAUUUAGACAGAUCAUGUGGUCACGGUUUCGUGUCGGUCUUUCCCGUUAUAUUAUAAACGCGACAGUUCGUUUAUCAAUUAUUUUAGGUGUACUACCUUAUGGUUAUAACGCGCGACGCAAACGGAUUGUGGCAAAAAAUUAUUGCCUCAUCUACAGUAUCCUUAUAGAUGUGGUUCUAAUUGCGCUGAUUCUGUACAAAUGUUACAGAGAAGUGCGUGUGUACUGGGAUAAUAUAGCCGAGUGGUCGCUAAUGAUGGCACUUAGUCAACUAGUUAAUUUGGCGCAUUUGUAUAGCCACUUUGCAAUACUGUGGACCAACUGGAAGGAGUACGACUCUGUGCUGGACAUGUUCAAUGAGUUUGCGACCAUGGAGCAGUCAUAUUUCGCAAAGCAUAACAUUUUAUGCGACAAUUGUGCGACAUUUCACAAUUACCUGGCAUGGUGGACGUUUGUUAUGCUCUUGAAUAAUAUAGUAUUUUUUUAUAUAAUACGCGAUAAAUUCACGAGAAUCAGCAUAUAUAUGCUGAUCUCAUUUUUCAUCAUAGUUAUUCCAGUUAAUGUGCUUUUGGUGGCCGUGUUGCAAUUUUACACGGUUGUAUUGAACAUUUAUCGCAACAUUUGGACACUGCAACAGCGUUUGAUAUAUUUGUCCAGUUGUGGCUUACAACGGGUGAACGUCGAUAACUUAAUGCGUGAAAUCGAAGAAAUCGUUGUUGUCUAUAUGCGUUUACAGCGGCUAUCCGAGAGAAGCAAUAGUAUUUAUGGCAAACAGGUUUUCCUCUACAUCAACGCCAUUGUAGGCGAUAAUACCACAAAGACGUUUCUGUUGCUCUUGAUUUGGAAAGGCACCGAUUUUUCAUGGAACAACGUAUAUGUGUUUUAUCUCAUUGUCAUAAGUACCGUAGAAUUUUGGUUAAUCAUAGCCGCUUGUGAGUUGACUUUAAACGCCGCAUAUGACUUCUCGCAGCUGUUGAGGUCCUUCAAUGAGU
Bactrocera oleae (olive fruit fly) is the source of this 1111-nucleotide messenger RNA. NCBI's taxonomy places the organism in Eukaryota, Metazoa, Arthropoda, Insecta, Diptera, Tephritidae. The record is from RefSeq and is a predicted model, not a curated record.